Amorphotheca resinae ATCC 22711 is the source of this 3797-nucleotide messenger RNA. RefSeq lists its product as hypothetical. NCBI's taxonomy places the organism in Eukaryota, Fungi, Ascomycota, Leotiomycetes, Helotiales, Amorphothecaceae. The coding region runs from base 146 to 3532 and encodes 1128 amino acids. Gene Ontology annotation, biological process: IMP salvage; AMP metabolic process. Gene Ontology annotation, cellular component: cytosol. The record is from RefSeq and is a predicted model, not a curated record. The transcript is spliced from 5 exons. Gene Ontology annotation, molecular function: AMP deaminase activity.
CCGGAACACGACAUGAUAUCCUUUGAUGGACGGUGUGCUGUCGAUUCUGGUCUAUCAGCUGAUUAUCCGUUGGGCUGGCGCUGAUUAUUUCUUUGUUGCCAUUGGGAAUCUCUCCAGAUAGAUAAACCACAUCGGUACCAACAUAAUGGGCGGGGCACGGUCACAAAGCGUACCCUCCGAGUUGGAUUCUCCCAAGAUGACUUCCGCGGGGCCUGCACAUCAUAACGAAGACGAAGACUACAGAAAGGAACGAGAUGAUAGCGACGCAGGGUCAAAAGAAUCAUCGGAUGACAAACACGGUGGGACUUCUGCAAUGCUCCCAGAUGCAGCCAUGGGGCCAGAUGGAACCCCGGAUAUAAGUACUCCCUCAGAUACUCAGGAAGAACUGCUACCUCGAGACGUCCAGAAAAAGACGGCGUAUUAUGACUAUGCCGCUGAGAAGCAGUUGAGUCAAGAAGACGCCAAGCUCUUCUAUCAGCGAAGCAAAUUGGAGGCUCAGAAGACGGGUGGGAGCAAUUGGGGAACAACUACACAGACCUCGCCACUUGGAAGCCCGGUCAUACCCCCACGGAAUCUUUCAAAUGUUGUCGACUCGGAGAGCACUGGGAUGAGAAGAACCGGAAGCAUGGCCUCAUUGCACAGUGGGCGUAAUGCGAUACCAGGUUACGGGCGAUAUAAGGCUGCUGCACCUGUUGGCUUGGCUGACAUGGGAAAGUCCCCCGAGAGCAACAUUAUACAAGAGCCAAACGCCGGAACAGUUCUUCCAGACAACCAUGGCAUAUCCCAUCAUCGAAGAGAAUCUCUCCUUCGUGCAGACCAAGCCGCUAGAGAUCAUGCUAUUCACCCUGACCUUCCGCAUGAGCACAAGCCGCUACUUGCAAUGGAAGGGCUACAUGGAGCAGGUGCUGGCGUUGGUAUUGGGCCUGGGGGUUUUGUGGACAGUGACGCCCAUGUCACAUCCGAGCUGAGCACCAUCUACACAAACAUCCAAAGGGUCUUGGAUAUAAGGCACAAAUAUAUAAGGUUAUCCUUGCAGGGGGAGGGUGAUAACCCGAAGGACGAUCCAAAUUGGAACAUCUACCCUCCACCCCCCGAGCCGGCCUGGUACGAAGAGGGAGAUCGAACCAAUCUAGCAACAAAUGGUAUGAACAGCCAAAGCAAUAGCCUGGCAAAUAGUAUGGUUCUGCCACAAGAAAAGCCACACAUGCAAGGUACCAAUCAGCCCAGAAAUGUCAGCUCUUCCUCAAGCCAAGCAGCGCAAACUCCCAAGGCAUCUCGUCCUAAGCGGAAACCAGGUCAGGAUAUUGGGGAGGACUUUUAUAUGGAGGAUCUCUUGCCAGUUCCAGGACCCGGGGAAAUGACUUUCCGUCUCGACGCGAACGGUGUUUACCAAGUAUACGAAAACUCCAAAGCGGAGGAACUUGAUACGCCUGUCAUCAAUGUACCUACCAUCCGAGAGUUCUAUAUGGAUUUGGAGGCAAUCCUAGAUGUUUCUUCGGACGGGCCAAGCAAGAGUUUUGCCUUUCGUCGAUUGCAGUAUCUCGAAGGCAAGUUCAAUCUCUACGUUCUUCUGAAUGAGUAUCAGGAGAUGGCGGACAGCAAACGUGUACCACACAGAGAUUUUUACAAUGUCAGGAAGGUGGACACUCACGUUCAUCAUUCGGCGUGCAUGAAUCAAAAGCACCUGUUGCGAUUCAUCAAGAGCAAAAUGAAGAAGUGCCCAGACGAGCUAGUGAUGUUCAGAGAUGGCAAGGAACUUACUUUGGAGCAAGUCUUCCAGAGUAUCAACCUGACCGCGUAUGAUCUCAGUAUCGACACACUGGAUAUGCAUGCCCAUACCGACUCCUUUCAUCGAUUCGACAAGUUCAAUCUUAAAUACAAUCCAAUUGGAGAAUCCAGGCUGAGAACCAUUUUCCUCAAGACGGAUAACUACCUCAAAGGCAGGUACCUGGCCGAGAUCACGAAAGAGGUCAUCUCUGAUCUGGAAUCGAGCAAAUACCAGAUGGUUGAGUGGCGAAUUUCCAUUUACGGCAGAGCCAUUGACGAGUGGGACAAACUUGCAGCCUGGGUUGUCGACAACAAGUUGUUCUCUCACAACGUCCGCUGGCUUAUUCAAGUCCCUCGUUUGUUUGAUGUCUACAAAUCUAGUGGAUUGAUGGACAAUUUCGAGCAAGUCAUUGUGAAUCUCUUCCAACCACUCUUCGAGGUUACCAAGGACCCGUCGAGCCACCCAAAGCUCCAUAUAUUUCUCCAGAGGGUUAUUGGGUUUGAUAGUGUUGAUGAUGAGAGCAAGACUGAACGCCGGCUGUAUAGAAAAUUUCCGGUACCAAAUGUAUGGGAUUCGAAGCAAAAUCCUCCAUACAGUUACUGGAUCUACUAUUUGUUUUCCAAUAUGGCUUCGUUGAAUGUCUGGCGAAAGCAACGCGGCUUCAAUACAUUCGUACUACGUCCACAUUGUGGUGAAGCUGGUGAUACCGAUCAUUUGGCAGCAGCUGUACUCUGCUGCCAUAGCAUCAGUCACGGUCUCUUGCUAAGAAAGGUCCCACUGCUUCAAUACAUAUUCUACUUGGAGCAGAUUGGAGUCGCCAUGUCCCCUCUUAGCAACAAUGCACUCUUUUUGGCUUAUGAGAGAAAUCCUUUCUUGCAAUACUUUAAGAGGGGUCUCAAUGUUUCGUUGUCUACGGAUGAUCCUCUUCAGUUUGCUUUCACGAAAGAGCCACUUAUCGAAGAGUAUUCGGUAGCAGCGCAAAUAUACAAGCUUAGCGCUGUUGAUAUGUGUGAAUUGGCAAAGAAUUCGGUCAAGCAAAGCGGCUUUGAAUAUGCUCUCAAGCAAAGAUGGCUAGGUCCGAAUUUCCAUCUACCCGGGGUUAGAGGCAAUACUAUGGCCAAGAGCAAUGUUCCCAACAUUCGAGAAGGCUUCAGGCACGAGACGCUACUACAGGAGCUAGCAAUGAUUGAGCGCUACACGUCCGCAGCUCCAGGGAUCCCAACUGCGGCCAAACCUGAGCAGACUGCCUCUGCUUUGGAGACACACGCAGCUUCUCCAACUUCUUCCUUGAGAACGAAUAUAUCGUCCAGCGUUGUCCAUGGUGACAGUCAUCCAUAUCAGCAAUUCCCCGCUCAGGCGGCGCGCCUCCGUGCGUCUCACUCUCAAGCCCAGCUCAACGCUCAAGACUCUCAAGCAACUAGCAGCCCCCUCCAACGGCCUGUCUCCCGAGACCCCACAGGCGAAAAUUCCGGCGUGACAUCUGCCCCCUUGGCGGUGACGAAAGAGAGUAGCUGGCCCGCCGAGCACUUCGCCGAUCGCCACAUAUCUGCAACCGAGCCUCGAAUCUUCCCAGGCAUCGUUAGUAGGAAUCACAGGCGGCAGAGCUCGGUCCGUAAGAGUAGUAUGAGCGAGACGGAUGAUCAUGCGAGUGCAUCCGCGAGCCGAAAAAAUGGGAAGAGUCCGGGCAAGAAUAAUCUAGAUAGUGCGGUAGAGGAACAGGAGAAUGACACGGAUGUCGAGGAGGCGGGUAGCUUGGAUGGAUAAAACUUCUUGUGGCAGAAGAGCGUAUCGGGCGUUCAGUAAUUGCGGAUAAUCAUGGAAGGUUUUUACGAGGGAGGAGUUACGUGAGGGUACGGGCCAACUAGACCUUGAGGACUAAAUGCCCAGGUCUUAAUACGGAUGAUAACAUACAGGACGACGUGCCUAUUAAUUCGCUUGUGCUGUAGCAGCAAGAUAACUUCAUACGUGUAAUAGUAUCAUUUGGAUCUGCGUCAGCUCGGAUUUGCUAUAGUAACAAAACCCCCUUUCC